UGAGUGAUUCUGCUGCACAGACAGACAAAGGCGGCGGACUGGAGGAACCGACAGAAAGCGCUCUGAGAGUCUCCAGACUUCCACGCGUGAAAACCCGCAGAAAAUCAUGAGCAGAUCCCGGGUGCGAGCGGUGCCGAGGCGGGACGAGUGAUCCGAGCCGCGCUGGAGCUCCAGUUUGACCGCGAAUGCUUUAAAAGCUACUCUUUUGCUCCAACGCCCCCCAAAAACAGUUAGCAGCUAGCGGUUAGCCGUCCCCUCCACCAGCCUCAUCAUCCAGAAAACUGCGGAAAACAGCAGCCGGCGGCGCGGGAGCACACACGAAAGCACAGUCUGCUGGGUGUCUGAUGCGCACGCGGGGUCGACUAUGCCGAGUCCCCUGUUUCACCCUGACAUCAUGGAGCACGAGAGCGGGCAGAGCGGCGGCGGCGCCCGCGAGAUAGAGCAGGAUCCCCGGGAUGAGGAGCACCAGGAAGCGCUGCGCUUCGCCCUGGACCAGCUGUCCCGCAUGGCCCUAGAGAAGGUGGAGUGUCUGGACGGGAGCUCGGCCGGAGAGAGCUGUAACGGAGGAGGGGGAUACGUGGACCUGCAGAUGAUGGAGCACAGCAGCGGCUCGCGGGAGUCGCCCGGCUCCUGCUCGCCCUCUCCGGAGUACUACGGCUCAGGAGGUGGAAGUGGUGGUGGAGGAUAUCACAUGGCCGGGCCGCACUCCUCCAUCCUCGGGGAACAAAGCGCAGUGCUCCGCAAGAGAAGUGUCAACAUGACCGAGUGUGUGCCCGUGCCCUCCUCUGAGCAUGUGGCGGAGAUCGUCGGCAGACAAGGUUGCAAGAUCAAAGCAUUACGUGCAAAAACAAACACCUACAUCAAAACCCCGGUGCGAGGAGAAGAGCCGGUGUUCAUCGUGACGGGACGGCGUGAAGAUGUGGAAAUGGCCAAACGGGAGAUCAUCUCCGCCGCCGAGCACUUCUCCAUGAUCCGAGCCUCACGCUGCAAAGCCGGUGCCAGCGCUCCUGGGUCCAGCGGCUCGCUCCCCGGCCCGCCAAACCUGCCAGGACAGACCACCAUACAGGUGCGCGUGCCCUACAGAGUCGUGGGCUUAGUAGUGGGCCCUAAAGGAGCCACGAUCAAGCGCAUCCAGCAGCAGACGCACACCUACAUCGUAACGCCGAGCCGAGAGAAAGAUCCCGUGUUUGAGGUCACAGGCAUGCCGGAAAACGUGGACCGUGCCCGAGAGGAGAUCGAAACACACAUAACUCUACGCACCGGCGCAUUCGUGGAUCUCCAAGGCGAUAAUGACUUCCAUAGCAACGGGACGGAUGUUAGUUUAGAGGGUUUGGGUGCGCUGGGAUUGAGCGGUGCGCUUUGGUCACGUGCAACUCACAAUUCUGCGGCUCCGCCGCCUGCCAUGCAUCGUAAAACGUCAUUCUCAAACACAGAGUCGUUUUCCGCAACACGCCGCGCAGCAGACGGAGGAAGCCCGACGAGUCCGUUCAGCACCAGCAGCGCAGGGGGAAGCUUCUCUUUUGGAGGCGACUCGACUCCUAGUUUGCCAGCGACUAAUGAAGAUAUGGGUUUCGAGUUUGGCGCUGCUAAUAUUUGGGCGCCCUUCGUUAACGGAGCAAAGCAGCAGCCGCAGCCUGUCCGGCGCAAUAGCAGCGGCCUCAGCGGUGGAGCUGUCACUCCACGUCUAUCACCCGACCCUGAUCACCCUCUCGCACGCCGAGCCCAAAGCGACCCACUCAGCACUCUCUCCUGGCUCCAAAAUGGCGGCGGCGGUGGAUCGUUUUCUGGAGGAAGCAGCAGCAGUAGUGGAGGAAGCACAACCGGGUAUUCGUCCUGCUCUGCGUCGUCAAUUCCUGGUGGAUCUCCAACCGAUUCUGAAGGUGGCGGCAGUGGUGUUGGCAUUUCUGCUACUAUGCUAGGUCGCCUGAAAGCAGGCGCGCUAGCCGGAAUGGUUCCUCGAGACUGUUACGUGUGCUGCGAGAGCGAGGUGACGGCUGCGCUGGUGCCCUGCGGACACAAUCUGUUCUGCAUGGACUGCGCCGGUCAGAUCUGCCAGUCGUCGGACGCCGAGUGCCCGGUGUGCCACACUCCUGCCACACAGUGCAUUCGCAUCUUCUCUUAAAGAGCGCCUUCAUAGGAGCGACCGCAAUGAUUAAAUAUGACACUAUUCUUGAUUUAUUGACAAUAAUAAUAAUAAUAAUGAUGAUAAUAAUGACGUUGUUACCCACUCAAGUACUUGUUUUAUUUGUCUUACUAGCGCUCAUGUUCAUAUUCGGUGGGUUUUUUUCUCCAGUUCAUGCUUCCCUUUUUCUACUCGCAGAUAUUUUUCAACUUUUACGCUGCACUUUUUUCUAAUGCAUUGUGUUUGUUUUUUAGAGGGUUGCCGAUUUUUAAAUUAUUUUUUAAAAGUUGUUUUUUUGUGUGUGUGUGUGUGUGUGUGUGCUCAUUUUUUAAAUGCAGCGCCAGACUGCGAACGCUCAUUUAGACCAAAACGUUGAGAGGUUAUUCCUGUAACACUUAAUAUUUAUACGUACUAGUUGAUGUUGAAUCUGAGAUAGCUAGAGUAGUACAUGUUAUAAGUAUCAUAACCGUGCAUUUUCUCUUUUCGCCACACUACCUUAAAACACGAUGAUGACAGUGUGUGUUGUUCAUUCCAGCAGUCUACACUCCUGAAACAGGGUUGCCAGUAUUUGGACGAAUCUGUUACACUUUUCUGUGCCGAUGUGAACGGCGCCCUCCAUCUUCAACUCGAAUGUUUUUUUUUUUCGUUUGCGAAUGUGUGUGUGUGGUCAUCCUGAUUUGUGCACUGCGACACACUGAAAUGUCUUUGGCUGGAGUUGGAGUCUGUCUUCCGGCUGUCGCACUUAGUCCCGCUGUGGUUUUCCUCGUCCGCUGCCUAUAAACGUAGCCGCUGUUUUCGACAUCCGUAGCCCCGUUUUAAACCCAACAAGCCAUGAACUCACUCUAAAGGGCUUCCGGUUACACACUACACUUCAGGUUUUCGCUUAUAAACAGGAUCUUCAGUCCCGCUCGAGUCUGUGUGGCAGCUAAAUCACGCAGGGCUUCCGUACGUUGUUUUUCCUGAAACGUGAGGGACUUUUGUUUUUGUUUUUCAGACAUCCUCGUUUGCAUGAGUUGUACAGAUUUCAUUGAGGACUAUUAAAUGUGCCAGACUUUGAGAGCAGUCAGCUAGAGCUGUGGUGAUGAUCGCAUGCAUUGCAAAUCAACAAAUGAUUUUGCAUUGAUUCUGAAAUUUUCCGAAUGCAUUGCGACUCUUGAUUGAAUGAAUUCUGAAAUUAGAUGUUACCAACAGAUGGCGCUGUAUGCUUUACAAACAUCCUCCAAUUCCAUGCACAUUGAACUCAAAUUAAAAUAAAGUUACGAAAUGUUUAAGCGCAUUACAAGAGUGUGCAAAGUAAAGCUGUUUGUUAAUUUCGUGGCAUAAAAGUUGAGGUUCAUGUACUUUUGACCACUUGCAUGACGCACAAUGCUAUCUUAUUUCUGGGUAUUUGAGCCUGUUUCUAGAUAGAGUUUGAGCGCCAUCUGCUGUUUGAAAUUAGCCUAGAGUGCCAUCUGCAAUUAAGACUAGAAUUUAAGCGCUAUCUGCAGUUUAUAAACUAGCCAAGAGCGCCAUCUGCUGUUAAAAACCAGCCAAGAGUGCCAUCUGCUGUUAAAAACUAGCUUAGAGCACAAUGUAUUGUUAAACUAGCCUAGUGCCAUCUAGUGUUAAAACUAGCACCAUCUGCUGUUUAAAACUAGCCGAGAGGACCUUCUGCUGUUUAAAAACUAGUGUAGGGCGCCAUCUGCUGUUAAAAACUAUCCGAGAGCGCCAUCUGCUCUUUAAAACUAGCCGAGAGCACCAUAUGCUGUUUAAAAACUAGCCUAGAGCACCAUCUGCUGUUUAAAACUAGCCGAGAACGCCAUCUGCUGUUUAAAACUAGCCGAGAGCGUCAUCUGCUGUUUAAAAACUAGCCUAGAGCACCAUCUGCAAUUAAAAAGAAGCCUAGAGCGCCAUCUGCUGUUUGAAAACUAGCCUAGAGCGCCAUCUGCUGUUUGAAAACUAGCCUAGAGCGCCAUCUGCUGUUUAAAAACUAGCCUAGAGCGCCAUCUGCUGUUUAAAAACUAGCCUAGAGCGCCAUCUGCUGUUUAAAAACUAGCCUAGAGCGCCAUCUGCUGUUUAAAAACUAGCCUAGAGCGCCAUCUGCUGUUUAAAAAUUAGCAUAGAGCACCAUCUUUAAUUAAAAAGAAAACUAAAGCGACAUCUGCUGUUUAAAAACUAGCCUAGAGCGCCAUCUGUUGUUAAACUAUUCUAGAGCACCAUCUGCUAUUAAAAAGUAGCCGAGAGCACCAUUUGCUGUUUAAAAGCUAGCUGAGAGCGCCAUCUACUGUUAAGAACCAUCCUAGUGCUCCAUUUACGGCGCCAUCUGCUUUUAUAAAACUAGUCUAGAGUGCCAUCUACAGUUUAAAAAUUAGUCUAGAGCGCCAUAUGCUGGUAAAAACUAGCCUAGAGUGUUGUCUAGAGUUAAAAACUAGCCUAGAGCACCAUCUACUGUUAAAAACUAGCUAAGAGCACCAUCUACUGUUAAAAACUAGCUAAGAGCGCCAUCAGCUGUUUAAAACUAGCCUAGAGUGCCAUAUGCGAUUUAAAACUAGCCGAGCGCCAUCUGCUUUUUACAUCUAGCCUAGAGCACCAUUUGCUGUUUAAACACUAGCCUAGAACGUCAUCAGAUGGCAAACUAGAUCAGAGAGAAUGGCGAUGCAUUGUGAAAAUCUCAGAAACGGUCCACGAUGUGCAAUGCUAAAUUAAAAACAAUAAUAAUAAUACUAAUGAUAAGCGGAUCACCACAGCCCUACAGUAAACGGUGCCUUGGUGGUGAAAGUCGCUGCCGAGAAAACGAAGAUUGUGUCGAACCUUCUCCGCUCUUCCACGUUUGAAGAUUGGCUUAGGAGUAUUUGUACAGAAUAUUUAAGCCUUUGUUUAGUUUGUUUGGGACUGUGGUUUUGGAAACGCAAGCGUGUUGUAGGUUGCGAGGAACUGAAGCUAGCUAGUUUUUCGGCUGAGUGAGUGUGUGUGUGUGUGUACGUGUGAGUUUUGGCGAUGAAGGUCAUGUUGACCUGAGGUUGAAUCUUCUCUUGUUUUCCUCAAAGGCUUCAUACAGGGUUCACUGAGGCGAAUCUCAGGCAUCGGAACGACGUCAGACGCUGUUUCCCCAUCAAUCAUUUUCCUGCCCUGAUAUCGCUCUACUCUUUCCUUUACGUUCGCUUUAAUUCCUUUUGUACGCCGAACCAAAAGUGAUUUCAAUAACGGAGUUUCAGGCCUAAUUGUAAAUAUCCUGGAUACAAUCAUUGGGAUUAGUUUUUUCCACAAUUUAAAGGUUAAUGUAGUUUUUAAGAACAUGUAUCAUUAUUUGUAAGUUAAACUCUCUGCAUGUCUUGAAGCCAUGAGGCAUUAGCUGAUAAUAAUUUUUCUAAAAAUGCAAAGACAAAAAAAAAAAAGCGAAAUCAAAAUGGACAAACUUUUUUUACACAUUUUAUUUUUACAAUUUAUUUGCUUACCUUGACAUGAAUAUCCCAGAUUAUAAUGUGACCCUUUUUAUUACAGCAAAGUUCUCUUUAUUUUCCAUGUUUCUGUUCUUUCCUGUGUACUACAUAUAGGCAAUUUAUAACAAAAUGAGAAAAAAUUAUUGAAGAAAUUUUAAAAUUGAAAUAUAUUUUAUUUGAAAGUUUAUGGACCUUUUAACCGCGAGCUGGAACACUUGUGUACGCGGCGUAUCAUUUGAGCUGACUUGACGGUUAUGAGAAAUGUAUCAAGAGUUUUAUUUUUUAUGCUUCUUUAAUAAAAUCUUGUUUUUUCGUUUCCGUUUUUGUACUGUAAAACAAUAA
Messenger RNA from Danio aesculapii, 5883 nucleotides. Its product is annotated as RNA-binding protein MEX3B. The coding region runs from base 365 to 2122 and encodes 585 amino acids. The record is from RefSeq and is a predicted model, not a curated record. NCBI's taxonomy places the organism in Eukaryota, Metazoa, Chordata, Actinopteri, Cypriniformes, Danionidae. Gene Ontology annotation, molecular function: RNA binding. The transcript has 3 exons.